Messenger RNA from Talpa occidentalis (Iberian mole), 3754 nucleotides. RefSeq names its product solute carrier family 33 member 1 (gene SLC33A1). Gene Ontology annotation, molecular function: acetyl-CoA transmembrane transporter activity. Gene Ontology annotation, cellular component: membrane. The transcript is spliced from 6 exons. NCBI's taxonomy places the organism in Eukaryota, Metazoa, Chordata, Mammalia, Eulipotyphla, Talpidae. Bases 429 to 2075 code for a protein of 548 amino acids. The record is from RefSeq and is a predicted model, not a curated record.
CCUGAAGCGCGGGGCAGGAAGUUAGCUCUAGAGUGCUGUGGCGCGAGUGCUGUCUGCUGCCCUGGUGGCGGCGCGACCUGGAGGCGGGUCCGCGGACUGGCUGUUCGGUCCGGCCGCGGCUCGGGGCCCUUCCUAUCGUAGCACCACGGCCCCCUCCUUCAGCCCCGAGCCUGACGCGGCCGCCCGGGGGGCUCCUGCCGGCUGCUUGACGCCGCUCCACGGGGCGCCUACCUGGGCGUCGCCUGGACCUCCAGCCAGGGAACUGGCUCCCGGCUUCAGUGAGAAGCUGUCUUGUCACCCCGCGCCCUGUCCCCCUCCCUGAGCCAUCGGCACCCCGGUCCAGAGCGACAGCCUGGGACCUGGGACCAGUCGGAUCCAAGACGCUCAGCCCCGGCCCCCCCCAGACCGGACUCUGCAUCGUAUCAGAUAUGUCACCCACCAUUUCCCACAAGGACAACAGUCGGCAGCGACGGCCGGGGACGUUCAACCACUCCUUGGACUUGAAGAGCGGGCCUCAGCCGCAGGGCGACUGGGAUGACCGUCCUCUGGACUUUGUGGGCGGGGAAGGGGACAGAGAAGCCCUUCUGCGGGAUGCCACGGGUGACUUUCCUAAAGCCCCUCGGAGCUGCCGAGCGGAAUUAAGCAGCAUUUUGCUGUUGCUUUUUCUUUAUGUGCUUCAGGGCAUUCCCCUCGGCCUGGCGGGAAGCAUCCCACUCAUUUUGCAGAGCAAAAAUGUUAGCUAUACGGACCAAGCUUUCUUCAGUUUUGUCUUCUGGCCCUUCAGUCUCAAGUUGCUCUGGGCCCCACUGGUUGAUGCCGUUUACUUUAGGAGCUUCGGUCGUCGCAAAUCUUGGCUGGUGCCUACACAGUAUAUACUGGGACUCUUCAUGAUCUAUUUAUCCACCCAGGUGGACCACAUGCUCGGAAAUACUGAUGGCACAGCCCCCGACGUGGUGGCUCUCACUGUGACUUUCUUUUUGUUUGAAUUCCUGGCUGCCACUCAGGACGUCGCAGUGGAUGGCUGGGCGUUAACUAUGUUAUCCCGGGAAAACGUGGGUUAUGCUUCUACUUGUAAUUCAGUGGGCCAAACAGCGGGCUACUUUUUGGGCAAUGUUUUGUUUUUGGCCCUAGAAUCUGCAGACUUUUGUAACAAAUACUUGCGGUUCCAGCCUCAACCCAGGGGAAUCGUUACUCUUUCAGAUUUCCUUUUUUUCUGGGGAGCUGUAUUUUUAAUAACAACAACUUUAGUUGCCCUUCUGAAAAAAGAAAACAAAGAAGUAUCAGGAAAAGAAGAAACUCAAGGGAUCACAGAUACAUACAAGCUGCUUUUUGAAAUUAUAAAAAUGCCAGCAGUUCUGACAUUUUGCCUUCUGAUUCUAACAGCAAAGAUUGGUUUUUCAGCAGCAGAUGCAGUAACAGGACUGAAAUUGAUCGAAGAGGGAGUACCCAAAGAACAUUUAGCCUUAUUGGCAGUUCCAAUGGUUCCUUUGCAGAUAAUACUGCCUCUGAUUAUAAGCAAAUACACUGCAGGUCCCCAGCCACUAAAUGUGUUUUACAAAGCCAUGCCCUAUAGAUUAUUGCUUGGAUUAGAGUAUGCAUUGCUGGUUUGGUGGACUCCUAAAGUAGAACAUCAAGGCGGAUUCCCUAUAUAUUACUAUGUUACAGUGCUGUUGAGUUACGCAUUACAUCAGGUUACAUUGUACAGCAUGUAUGUUUCUGUAAUGGCUUUCAAUGCAAAGGUUAGUGAUCCACUCAUCGGAGGAACAUAUAUGACCCUUCUAAAUACCGUUUCCAAUCUGGGAGGAAACUGGCCUUCUACAGUAGCUCUUUGGUUGGUAGAUCCCCUCACAGUGAAAGAAUGUGUAGGAGCAUCAAAUCAGAAUUGUGGAACACCUGAUGCUGUUGAGCUUUGCAAAAAGCUUGGUGGCUCAUGUGUUACGGCAUUGGAUGGUUAUUACGUGGAGUCCAUUAUUUGUGUUUUUAUUGGAUUUGCUUGGUGGUUCUUUCUUGGUCCAAAAUUUAAAAAGUUACAGGAUGAAGGACCAUCUUCAUGGAAGUGUAAAAGGAGCAAUUAAUCCAUUCACUACUGGACAUUCUAGAAAGGUAACUAUAGUUUUAAUUCAGAGAGCUAUGAUAAUCCAUGCACAUAAGCAUAAAACAUUAUUUUAAAAAGGAGAUUAUUAAUAUAAAAUGCCAAAUGGUUGAAAAUUAAGGCCUUUCUGUAUAUUUGAUCAUAUUUUUCCUUGUCUUGAUGUAUUGAAAAUUCACUGAAGGUCAAGAAAUUGGUUCAAAAACAACUUUCCUGAUCUUGUUAUUUGAUUUAUUAUCUUUUUAAUAUAUUGACCAAAGCAUGUUUUAAGCCAUAGUAUAGUAGUCAUGGGUGGUAAUCAUGCAGUCAAGUAUUGCUAUUAGUACCUAUCAUUGAGCUGUAUUUACAUUUUUUGUAAAAUAUAUUAAAUGGAACAGCACUUGAUAUCAAGGUACUAACUAUAGCUAGUUUGACCUUAUCAACAGUUAAAUAUUAUUUUGAAUAGCAAAUUGGUUAAAUAUGUGGAAUUCGCUAAGAAAAGAAUGGAAACUUCUGAAAUGCCAUGUUGAUAUUAUUUUUUCUGACCUUAAUCUCAUUGUACUAAUGAAUCUGUGUUAAAAAUACUAUUUUAAAUGUAUUUCCUGUUUUUGUAAGCGUUAAAGAUUUAUAAGAAGAUUAUUCAAGCUAUUUUUUUAUAAAAUGAAAUCUAUGAUUUUUAAUUUAUUGAUUCCUCUACUCCCCUUUUUUGGGAAGAGAUUUUGAUUCCUAGUUAAUUUAUGCCCUAAAACUUACUUAUGUUUUUUUUUUUGGUGGGGGGGGCGUCGUAAGUGCUUCAUGGCACAUAGCUCAUGAGGGGAUCAAAUUUAGUGUUGUAUGUAUGUUCAUGGCAAAGUGUUGAAAAUAAAAAUUAAACAUUUUUCUUCACAUAGUUUUUUUUUUUUAUUACUGAGAGGAAAAAAAAUCAGUAAGCUUCCUGAUUAAGUACAACUUAAAUAGGUACUACAGUUUUAAAAACUAAUUCUUUAAGGAGAAAGACAGACAUUCUGUGCCUUUGACAAACUAAAUCGUGGCAGAAGAAUGUUUCUUAAUUACGCACUUUACUAGUGAGAAAAGAUCUCACAAUUAAUUACCUUAUACCAAACCAGGUACUGUAUUUCCACUUACUAAAGCACAGGCUUCUGUUUGUGAACUGUAAUUUUCAUUGGAGGAUUGGUAUCCAAGGAGAAUUAAGCUUUUGAAAGUACUUUGAUUUCCAACACAUAUCUACUCUCCCCCCAGUAAUAAGGUUCUUUGCACAUUUUGUGGCAUGUAUUACUCUUCAGAAAUUAUAUAAAUACUACAAGAGUUGGCAGGGGGGUGGGAGAUUGAGUCUUAAUAAUUUUGUCUGUGGGAAAAUAUAUACUAACUCCUGACUUUAUUAAUUUUAUAAUAUAGGUUGAAUUUUAGAAUGGGUUUUUAUAAGUUAUGGAGGAUAAAAUGGGUGGGAGAAAAUGGCACUCAGCAUCUGAAGAGAAAUAGAGACAGUGACCUCUAGAACUCAUGCAUUGCCAUGGGGAAGUCUGUGUUGGGCAUUGAUGUCAGAUCCUGAAGAAUCACCUGGAAAAUCAUCCUAGAGACAAGGAGCUACAACAAACCAUAGACUACAAGUACUUUGGCAAAUGGGUUGUCCAUUAUCAUGUAUUAUAAUCAAAAUGUUUACUUGAAUAAAGAAAAAAACACACUUAA